GCUCCGGCCCGAGCUGAGCGCAAGGGAGGGGGGGAGGGUUGCACCGCCCAGAGCCCCGCGCUCCGGAAGUGAAGCUGCCAGACCACCGGCUAAUGGAUGGGGAGCGGAGGGCCCGCUAACAGCUCUCGGCUCCAGGGGCAGCUUGACUUGGCCAGAGCUAAGAAGGAUGCAGACACGCCAUUGUAUGGAGUUGGGUGACAUCUUCAUAUAGUAGAAGCUGAAUAAAUCAGAUCAUCGACUCUCAUGGAACAUUGGAACACAUAAACAGGUAUCCAGCCACAUCUCCUCAUAUCAUUCUUCCCGUGGGAAAGAUCUUGAAUCCUGGCCAUAAGUGGGCUCAGACAUUAAUUGGUGUGUCUGAUGAGUAUAUUGUGGGGAAGCCAGAUGGCAGGAGGGUCCCCAAGAGGGGAAAAAAAAUCACUAGGAGCAAAGAAGAGAUCUGACAGAGUGGGACAGCACAAAUACCACGUAAGGCAGAACCUUCGUCUAUCUUCACUUCCAUCUGUAACUAGAGUGUGGAUGCUUCCUGGGAAGGAGAGGGCUGUGUGGUAACUGACCGUUGUUUCACUAGGAGUCCAAGCCACUCUGCUGUGAGACUUCUCUCCAGGAGUUCUGGGUGCCAGGGCAGAGGCGUUUCCCCACUGACUAGAGAGAGGUGAGGCGGCAGAAACCCGGAGAGUGUGAAAGCAGUUCUCGCCUUUCUCCGCUGGUCAGAGAGGGUCAACACCACCACGUGGCUGCUGGCAUCCAGGAGAGAAACAGCACCCACGGGACUGCAGAGCCACAGACAGUGGCGCUGUCAUAACUGAGACACUAACCACACACCUUGGGUCUGUUCUAGAGACAUAACUGGAAGUGCUGAGUGCUUGCCACUGGACAAGUAAGGGUUUUACUGGUCCGUCCAGAAGACUUUGAGACUGAUAUUAGAGUGACCUCUCCUGGACCCAUUCACUGGUGGGUUCAAGGUUCAGGAGCCCAUUUAAAGGAUACUUUAAAUCCUAAGGCAGUGCCUACCUACACCACAAACUAAUUGGUAUCCGUAGAGUUAGAGCAAAUACAUACUCGUGAAGAUGGCACUGGCACUGUUGGAGGACUGGUGCCGGAUAAUGAGUGUGGAUGAUCGGAAAUCAUUGAUGGUGAUGGGUAUUCCGGUGGGAUGUGAUGAGACGGAGAUUCAGGAGGUUCUCCAGGAGACUUUAAAGUCUCUGGGCAGGUAUAGGCUGCUCGGCAAAAUAUUCAGGAAGCAAGAGAACGCAAAUGCUGUCUUGUUAGAGCUCAUAGAGGACAUUGAUGUCUCAGUGAUCCCCAGUGAGGUUCAGGGGAAGGGGGGCACUUGGAAAGUGGUCUUUAAAACCCCGAACCAGGACACUGAAUUUCUUGAAAGACUGAACCUCUUCCUAGAAAAAGAGGGGCAGACAGUCUCAGGUAUGUUCCGAGCACUUGGACAUGAGGGUGUAUCUCCAGCCUCAGUGCCCUGCGUAUCACCGGAGUUACUGGCCCAUUUGUUGGGACAGGCAAUAGCACAUGCCCCUCAGCCCCUGCUCCCCAUGAGAUACCGGAAGCUGAGAGUGUUCUCGGGGAGCGCGGUGCCCGCCCCAGAGGAAGAGCCCUUUGAAAUCUGGUUGGAACAGGCUACGGAGAUAGUCAAAGAGUGGCCGGUAGCAGAGGCAGAAAAGAAAAGGUGGUUGAUGGAAAGCCUGCGUGGCCCCGCCCUGGACCUCAUGCAUAUAGUGCAGGCAGACAAUCCUUCCAUAAGCGUGGAAGAGUGUCUGGAGGCAUUUAAGCAAGUGUUUGGAAGCCUGGAGAGCCGCAGGACCUCACAGGUGAAGUACCUGAAGACCUAUCAGGAGGAAGGAGAGAAAGUCUCAGCCUACGUGUUGCGGUUAGAGACCCUGCUCCGGAGGGCUGUGGAGAAACGGGCCAUCCCCAAGAAUAUCGCAGAUCAGGUCCGCUUAGAGCAGGUCAUGGCUGGGGCGAGCCUCAGUGAGAUCCUGUGGUGUAGGCUUAGGGAGCUGAAAGAUCAGGGAGCGCCCCCGAGCUUCCUUGAGUUAAUGAAGGUGAUCCGAGAAGAGGAGGAGGAAGAGGCCUCUUUUGAAAAUGAGAAUAUUGAAGAGCCAGAUGAAGGGGAUGGCUAUGGCCCCUGGGAAAACGAGGCAGAUGACUAAAAGCCACCUCAGGGCGGGACCUACAGCCUGUGGGCCUGGGCAUAUUCGCUUUACCAGGCUAAGACCUUUCCCAUGUUAUUUCCUUGAAUGAAUGCAAUUGAAAUCAAGGCAUUCGAGCUAGGUCGUGAUCCUCCUUUCUAAGAAAAAAAUUACUGAGAGUUUCUUGGACCCUACAUAGAUCACCAAUAAACAGAAGAUUCAAUUCCAAAUAUGACUUAGUAAGGCUGAAGGAAACUUCAGGUUUCCUUUAAACAUCCCCAGAUGGACCAAAAUGUACCCGUACCAUAGAAGAAAAGAGUUGAUGUGAGAAAAAGAAUCUUUCGUUCAUCUAUCUAAAAAGAUCUAAGUUUUUUGACUUGUCAGGUGUUUUCCUUUUACAAAGCGGCAAACUCUGUGUCCAGAGCGGGGUGAGGCACUGUUUGAGGAGGUAACAGGCAUAUACCUACGUGGCCCUGCUCUCAGGAAGUGACAGUCUCACUGAGGACACGGCCUCUACACGUAGAAGCUAAAUAAUCUUAUGUGUAAAUACAAGGCCAGUGGAAGCCAGCAGAAGUGUGACUGUUAAAUGAACACAACCAUCUCCACCUUCAGGUUGCUUUCUCUCCUUCCUUGGAAAGCGCUCCUCCCACUUCUCUGCUAGGUGUCGGAGAGACAGUUCUAGGCACUGUUAUGCCCUGCUUUCAAGAGGUUCCCAGUGAGAGGGGCGUCCUCAAGAAAGGGCAGGCGUUGCUGGAGGACAUGCUGGAGAGUUAGGAUUUAGUGAACAGGCCGGUCUGGGUAGAGAAGAUUUUUAGUGGUGACAGAGGGCAAAGAGAAGAGGAGGGCCUACUAUGUGCUUGGUGUUGUACUCGUGUCUCAUUUAAUGUGUACAGCAACCCCAAAGUGGUAUAAUUUUGCUCUUUUUGAAAGAAACUGAAGCUCCAGUGGGUUAAGGGGUCUUCUCAAUAUCAACUUGCUAACAAGUGGCAAACCCAAGGCAGGAGUCCAUAACUCUCUGACUCUUGCUAAUCUGCCCUACAUCAUGAUCGUGGUUUCCAAGUUGUGCAGAGAUUUUUCAGCAGUUCCAGCUUUAAAAUGUAGUUUAAGCCCUAAAGUUUAAUAAGUAACAGGUAGACACAAGUGUGUUGGUAUCCAAAUUUUAACACCCAGACAUUCACCAGCAGGCUCACUUUUAUUUCCAGAUUGACUCAUUUUGUGCAGACCUUGGAAAAAAGGUUCCCUUGCAAUGUCUGGGCACAUAUCUGAACUUAUCUUAAUGUUCAUAGAUUAGGGGAGCUAAACACCUCAUGAGUGUUUAAAUCAGGCCCAUGCGUGUCCUGUGAUGCAAAAUGUACUGGUAGAGCAUAAAUGAGCACCAUUCCAUGAAAGCUAGUUGAUGUAUCACAUCCUGGUAGUUGUGUACAACAAACAAGUUGCCUAACUUCUCCAAACAUCACUUUCCUCAUUAAAAAAUGGGAAGAUAAUAGACUAGAGCUGUUAUGUAAGGAUCAAAUGACAUGAUGCCUUGUAAGGACCUACCAUGGUGUCUGGAAGACAGAAAGCCCUCACUACAUUGAGACUUAUUAUUAUUUUCAUGAUGCUUAUUGUCUGCUCAAUGCAUGCUCUCUUUAUUGUUCUAACAGUUGUGCAGUAACUAUGCAGUCUGUCGGUCAAGUUGUGAUAACAUUGCUGUAGAAACAGUUUUAGCUCUUAUGGUAAGUCCGAAUGCUUGUUGUCUAUUAUUUUGUGAUAAGUAUUCCAGCAUUGUUGACUCUUCUUCAUGAUUCAACUUUGAAACAAUAAAUUGUUCUUUCUGAUCGUGGAUAAUUUUAACUGAAGAAUAUCCUGAGAUUGUAAGAGAAGCAUUUUUUAAAAAGGUAUCAUUUGUGAUCGUUUAUCUAAGUUAUAUAUUUCAAUACUGUUCAACCAAAGUGAUACAGUUAUCAUCCAAUACACCCUGAUUUUGUAUGUUUUUGUAUUCAUGAAAAUGGCCUCAGUUUUCAGCAUAUGAAGUAAAAUGUUAUCAAUGUGAAGUUAAAAAAUAAA
Molecule: messenger RNA, 4190 nt
Organism: Rhinolophus ferrumequinum (greater horseshoe bat)
Lineage: Eukaryota; Metazoa; Chordata; Mammalia; Chiroptera; Rhinolophidae
Gene: PNMA2
Product: PNMA family member 2
Exons: 2
Coding region: 1071-2165 (364 amino acids)
Source: RefSeq, a predicted model, not a curated record